This is a messenger RNA of Cydia pomonella (codling moth), 1969 nucleotides long. RefSeq lists its product as uncharacterized. The record is from RefSeq and is a predicted model, not a curated record. The transcript is spliced from 8 exons. Lineage: Eukaryota; Metazoa; Arthropoda; Insecta; Lepidoptera; Tortricidae. The coding region runs from base 49 to 1266 and encodes 405 amino acids.
GUUCGAACAUUCGUCGCGGAGCGUUAACUGUUUAGUUUGCAAAUUAUAAUGUUCAAAAUUAUAGUUUUAUUGUUAACAACAUGUUUGUGUGCUAUUGGAAUUUACUCCGAGACGGCGAACGACGGGUUCAGGAUAUCUCCAGACACCUACGUGGAUGACGGGAAACAGUACAUGGAGUUUACAUGCACGGCGUAUUUAAACGAAGGAGACCAGCUGGUGUGGCAAAGAGGAUCCCAAUCGAUGGUAUUUUAUGAGAAAAAAUACGGCAGUGGAUUUAAGACAAUCAAGCUGACGUGGCCUCUACAGCAAUCCGACAAUGAUACUGAAAUAUACUGCGCGAGGAACAUUAAAGAAAAAAAUGGCAAAUUUAAAUGGGUGCAAAGCAAGAAGAUUCCAAUUGUUUUCAAAACAGUUAAGAAGACUUUGACCGACACAUGGGGCCCGUGGGUGUGGCCCGUGGAACACGUAAUGAACAACACAACUCUUAUACAGCUCUCCUGUUGGGCAUAUCUGUACAAGAAUCAGUUCGUUUCCUGGUACCAGACGUCAGAUAAGGAUACAACAGAAAGAUUGUCUAUGAUACAACAAGAAAACGAAUACAGUUAUGUGAAGCUCGAUCUUACAAAAACGCUUACAUUAUCGGAUGAUGGUACUAAUAUUUUCUGCGCCAAUGAAACAUUUGAGUCCGACCACAGUAUCAAGAAGAUAACAGAGAGUGAACAUAUUCCUCUUACGUAUCAAACAGAUACGGAACCUUUAGCCAACUUGUCAAGGGUAUGGGUGACGCCUGACAGUUACACAGACGAUGGCAGGUCAGUGAUGGAGUUCACAUGCCACGCGUACUUGCAGGCUACAGAACUAUUAUCCUGGUUUCAGGUCACAGAUUCAAAUACAAGACAAAGGAUUGAAACAGUUCAAGAAGACAAAAAGCCUGGAUAUAAAGAGAUCAAGUUGCUCAAGCUCCUGGAACCAUCAGACAACAAUACUCAAAUAUACUGCGCCAAAGAAACCGUUUCUUCGAGUGGAUCCUUGAAGGAAGGGCCAAGAAGUCAAAAGAUUUCAAUUUCGAUUCAAAGAGAAAAACCGUAUGUCUCCGUAGAACCAAGCAGAGAUAUUAUUAUAUUCAAAGAUGACGAAAAGCUGUCGUUGAUAUGCACUGGAAGUAAGCCUGUUAACAACCGACAAUACACAUGGUACAUAGAAGGUGAGUCCCAGAAAUAUAGCUUGAUUUAUAUUAUUUUAUUUUCGUUUUUUUUUUAUAAAUAAAUAAAUAAAUAUUAUAGGACAUUAUUACACAAAUUGACUAAGUCCCACAGUAAGCUCAAUAAGGCUUGUGUUGAGGGUACUUAGACAACGAUAUAUAUAAUAUAUAAAUAAUUAUAAAUACUUAAAUACAUAGAAAACACCCAUGACUCAGGAACAAAUAUCCAUGCUCAUCACACGAAUAAAUGCCCUUACCAGGAUUUGAACCCAGGACCAUCAGCUUCGUAGGCAGGGUCACUACCCACUAAGCCAAACCGGUCGUCAGAAGAGAUUUUAUUUUAUUAAUGAGGCAUCUUUCAAAAAAAUCAUUGAUAUCACGGGGGACCGUAGAACUGCCUUGUUCCACGAACAACGACGGAUCGGCAUAGCGAUCCAAAGGGGGAUCGCAUUCAGCCUUAUUGGGAACCCUUCCGCAGGGAUCGGACCUGAGUGAUCUAGCUGAAUAUAAACAUAUUGAGUUAGGUCACACAUGUUAUGUUUUUCUUCAGGGUUUAAUUUUAAGUUCCAUUUUAAACUAAAUUUGUUAUUAUUUUAAGUACAUGGAAAAUCAACAGCGCUAUAUAAAUAUUAUAUUAUUAUAACGAGCCCAUUGUGUCCCACUGCUGGGCAAAGGCCUCCCCCCCCUCUUCUUCUCUUAUAUAAAUAUAUACCCAGAAAUUACAAUAUAUAGAAUUAUAAAGCCAAGUUCUCACUUAUAGAAAAAUAA